UUAACUUUUACAAAACCUUUCCAAAAAUGUACAAGUUUAUGCAAAAAUUUAAUAAAGAAAAUUUCAAAAUGCAUUUAUUCUCUGCCUUACAUGUCAGAAUUGUAAAUUUCUUUAACAUUUAUUUUGUUUAUUAUACAUGAAUUAUCAAGAUUAUGAUUAUUAAUUUCACAUCUGUUAUCUGCAUUUUGUUCACCUUUUAACUGGUAAUCCUUAAUGAAACUAUGAUUUGAAUGGAUGCUUUUUGCACAUGAACAUAUCCAUAUUGCUUUAUAGAAUGAUUGUAAAAGAUCUUCUGGGCUGAUUUACAUUGAAUUUUCUUUGGAGUUUUGUUUUCGUAUUUCAAAGAAUUAAAUAUAUUUAUAAAUCGUGUAUAUUUUAGUACACAAAUGUGCAAAAGCAGAUAUAUUUGGUGAUCUGCAUAUAUUGUCUUUAAAAAUAUGGUACUAAUACCUGUCGCACUUCAUAUAUAUGAGUGUAUUCACCUAACACUUAACUGUAUACAAAUUAUUGCACUGUUUGCAAGAUAGAAAGAAGAUCUUUUAUGAUGUUCUUUUAGGUGUCCAGCAGUCACCUAGAUUUGCGAGACGUCCCCCUGUAAAGGAGUAUACCUACAGAAUGCCAGAAGUCGUGUACAUGAAAAACGACCAGAAAAUGGAAUUGAUAGAAAAACCAAGAAAAGUUGUUGAUGACGACAUGAUGUAUUUUUGUAACCAGGAUGAUGUUGAUGAUAAUGAAAGUUAUGAAAGUUUGUUUGAAGGGUUUGAUGGACAGAUUAUUAAUAAUAGUAACACAAUUUCCGAUAGCGGUAUUGAACAGUCUGAGAGUAUUGUAUCAGAAAGGAGUGUAAGUGAAGCUCUUAGAGAUAGGGGGAGUGUGAAUGAAUGUAGAAAAGUUGAAGAAAGUAUGGACAAGUUAAAACUGAAGCUAGAAAAAAAGAUGACAGGGUUGUCCUUGCAGUUGAAUGAAUCUGAUAGUGAGUCAGGAGUGGAAAGGAGUUUUACUGAGGUAGUAGAAGAUACUUCAGUAAGGGAGAAAGAAAACGAGGUGGUGGAUGUGAAGUUAGGGGAUGAGAUAAAGAAUGGAGCUGAUUUAGAUGGCGGGCAGAUGAAAAACGAAUCAUUGAAGGAGUUAGGAGACUUGAAGUUAGAUCUAAGUAGUGUGAAAGAUGAAAAUGUUGAAGGGUAUAAAUUGAGUGAGGAACACAAACUGAAGAAAAGACGAUCACAUGAAACAAUUGAACAGUUAAUGGCAAGUUAGUUCACAUUCUAAAUAAAACAGAGAACUGAAUUGCAAAAUAUUAAGAAGCAGUAAGACAUAAUGGAAAUAAUUAAUCAAAUCAUUAAGGUUGAAUGCCUUUAAACUGAAGCCUUUGUCUAAAAAUGAACAAAACUGUAAUUGUUACUCAGUCUUUCUUUUCUUGCAUUUUGCCUUUACAAAUCCCUUUAAGACCACAUCUCAAAGCCAAUAUAUUCCUUUGUUUCACCACUUGUUUGCUUUGUAUCUUGUCAUGUGUUCCUAUUGUGAAAUCAGUUUAAAUUUACAAAUAUAUAUCAGACUUCAUGCAAUUUAGCUUGAUAAUACAAGGUGUGUGGAGAGCUUUCCUAACUUGCACUUGUGUAACUCUGACACAAGUAUUUCAUGAAUUAUGUCCCCUUUUUACAUAAAGGCAAUUUCACUCUAUCUCUGUAUUUACAAAGAGGAUUUGAUUCAAAUGGUAAUAUUAAAUAGCUGUUCUACAUCAAAGACAGAAUGUCCAUAACUCUGUCACCAAUAUUUCAUUAGUUAUGUGCCCUUUUUACAUAAAAUUUUAGGUUGAAGUUUUGAUAUUAUUCAAACGUAAAACAGUUUAUCCACAUCAUCAGCUGCAUUGUAUGACACAGAAAUUACUCAAGUGAUAGCUCUAGUAUUUUAGAUAUGACUAUCCAGCGUCCAGAUAGAUUAGUAUGUGUCUCCUUGGACAGUUCUUGUUCUUAAGGUGACUCUAUUAAUGGAUAUCAUAUUAGGCUCCUUGUCAGUUGAAUAUUUUUCUUUGAGUUUAAUUUCAAAUUCUGUUACCAAAAAAUAAAUUGUUCUUUGUAAUCGUGAAAUUGUGUGUUUUGAACUAUAUGAGAAAAGCUGAAGUGCAUUUAUAUAUUUAUUUAUCACAUGCGAGAAUUGAAUAUGAACCAUGCUGUGUCAAUUUACUAAUCUCAAGUGCUAAAAGACUUUUGUGUGUACUAUACCUUUGUUGUAAACAAUAAAAUCAAUUCAUAUGUGCCUAAGAAAAUAUUGUUAACCUUUUAUUGCAUUUAACAAUGUCAUUUUAUAUGUACAAUGAUAGAAUAUGAAAAUUUGAAGUACUAGUAAUGAUCUGUUAUGCUGUACACCAUAUUUAUUUUUGAGUACACUGCACUAAAGCUGUGAACAUGAAAGUCAUCUCAUAGGAAAGUAUUGUAAACCAUUUCUGCUCGUAUUAUUUCAUAUGGUACUCGGUAAAAGAGCAUAGCACCAGUAACCAUGGUAGUUCCAGAACCUUUGAUAAUUUGAGCAAUUGUAUUAAGCACAGUAAAAAUAAACAUGCAUUUAUCUGUGUAACUUUUUGCUGGAAUUACCUCCAUGAAUUACUUAAACUCUAUUACUGUUUUAAGACAUACUGUUAAAUCAUUUAUAUUCGUGGCAGACUAAUUUUUGUUGAUUUUGUGGUUGGAAUCUACGAAAUUAAAUCUCAAUGAACAAGUAAAAUUCACAUUCAUUUUGUGUUCAAAGUUAAAAAUAGUCAAAUUUAUAUCUCAAUGUAAUAGCCAUUGUGUCUAGAACUUAAAUAAUUUCUUGCCCAUGAAAUUAAAUGAUUAAUCAGUACAUGCAAAAAUCCUUCGGACCUUGAAAAGUGAAUUCAGUACAGGUUUUUGGAAGAUUUUACUUGUCGAAGAGUUGAUUUUCUUUUACUGUCCUACCAUCAGUAAACUGUUUGUCAGUACUUUUUUAUCUGUAUGACCCUAAAUGUUUAGUUUCUGUUUUUCUUAACUUGAACUAUAGCCAAUGUUUGUAAUGUUAAUACAUAUAUUAUCUUCUGGAUUUAGAAAUUCAUUGAAUAAAUUGUGAAAUCAU
Mercenaria mercenaria is the source of this 3087-nucleotide messenger RNA. RefSeq lists its product as uncharacterized. Bases 616 to 1257 code for a protein of 213 amino acids. The transcript has a single exon. The record is from RefSeq and is a predicted model, not a curated record. Lineage: Eukaryota; Metazoa; Mollusca; Bivalvia; Venerida; Veneridae.